Messenger RNA from Capsicum annuum, 726 nucleotides. Its product is annotated as F-box protein At5g07610-like. Gene Ontology annotation, molecular function: protein binding. The annotation marks the transcript as partial. The transcript has a single exon. The record is from RefSeq and is a predicted model, not a curated record. Lineage: Eukaryota; Viridiplantae; Streptophyta; Magnoliopsida; Solanales; Solanaceae.
AUGGAUAAGAAACUUGUAAUUGCAGCGGUGGAUGUCAUCGCUAGCAAUACUGACAUUUUGUGUGAAAUUCUAGUUCGUUUGCCUGCAAGUUCUCUCAUCAGGUUUAGUGCAGUAUGCAAGCUUUGGUACUCAAUCAUUAUGAGUAUGCCUUUCAGGAUUCAUCACUCUCGUUGUCUUGCUUUUGCUAAUGCUCUCCCUCCUACGGGGAUCUACUUCUACAAUUGUCUUGCGAAGGUCCAGAAUCUUGAAUCUCUUUCGCUUACUGAUAAUGUAAGUAGCCUCCCUCCUCUCCAUGACGAACUUACAACAAGUACAACGAUAGGAGGUGAUGUAGUUGAGGUUAUCGAUUUCAAGGUUACGCAAUCUUGCAAUGGUCUGUUUAUGUGCAUAUUAACUGAGAGGUCUAAUACGUCUACUAGCAGAAAAGGUCUUGUUUACAAUCCUGUAAAUAAGUUCCGAUAUGUAUUGCCUACCUGUACGAUGUCUGAUGAAUGGGAGUAUUAUAAUCUGAUAUCGUAUCCAGAACCACCCUAUUACAAAGCUUUGUGUGCUACUUAUCUAGCUGGUGGUAAUUUAGGCGUGUCGUCUAUGGGUUUGUAUAUGCUAGAGGGUGACUCAUGGAGACAUUGUGGUAGUAUGGAUGCAACUGGACAUGGAUUUGACAGUGGCGUAUUUUGGAAUGGUGCAAUUCACUGGAUUGGCGUAUAUUUCUCUGUUUACUUUGUU